AUGACCGACCAGCGACCACGAGCUCCUGAUGGCCUCAGCAACCCAACGUUAAUCGAGAACUGGCCACCCGAGCCCGUGACCCAAGCGCACUUCGAUGAAUGGUUGACGAAGACGAGAGAAGCUUUGCUGGCAUGGCUUACACAUUCCACACUAGCCGCUCAAGACGCGACGACGAGAGAGGCUAUUAACAAACACAACAAGGCAUCAAAGCAAAAGUGGGAAGACCUGAUAGCACCCAUCGCGUUCGAUGAGCGCGGAGACGCGAUCGCCAAAGAGAAUAGAGAGUUAUUAGUCAAGAAACGCAAACCUGCAAAAGCCGCCAGCACUAAGGUCCAUGGACCGCACCAAACGUGGAGAAAAUUCAUCGAACAUAGGUAUGCGCAGGCCUCAUGGGAAGACUAUCUCUAUUAUCAGAAUGUCUGGAAUAGAAGAUUUCUCAACCCGGACAAAGAUUACGCGGAGACCGACGCGGAGAAACUCGCAAUCAAAGCCAGAAACAAACUCAGGAAAGCAGCGAAGACUGGCAACGAUGACAGCGAAGAUGAGGUCCUACCUCUGAAAGCAGAUGGGCCUGACAAACGCAAGCCCAGCAAUGGAACUCCAGGUCAACUGGUGAUCAAAGCGAUGAGCAAUGAUAGGGAAAGCGCGUUUUACGAACCGUACAUGGCAUGGCGGAACCAUAUGAUUCGUCUUUACAAGAGGUUUAAACUAGCGUAUCGUAAACGUGCGCCUGCUGUUAUUGAACCUGACGUUGCGCAUCGAUACAGUCAGCCACCGCGCGGAACUACACCUCAGAAUCUCCCACGCUUCAAAAGGCGAUACAAACACCUCGAGGAGCGCUUUCCAAGGAGGAGAAGACAGGUAAUCGAUAUGAAUGAAGUAGAAGAAGAGUAUCGCCCGGAAGUUAAGCGGCAGAAGGAUAAAGAGCUUGAGAGGAAGGGUCGUAUGAUGGAUAUUACAUGGGAUAUUAACAAAAGGGCCUAUGAACGCAAGAAGAACAAGACGGAUAAGGACUCUGGAUUCAGCGAUAACCCGCUCACUCUGGCAUUACUACCAGCAGACCACGUCCCACACCACGGAAGCACAGAAACGAGCUUCAACUGGCCUACCUCCUUCGACUCACCCAACUGGGGGUCUAGAAAGUCUGUAACCCUCAUCCAACGAGAUUUCCAAUACGAAAAAGUCGCAGACACCAAUCCCGACUCCAACGACAACAACAACAACGACAACAACGCCGCAGGCCAGCCAAACCGCAAACCCACCCCUUACAAACUCGAUGCAUCCGGAACCCGCGUCAAGAAACUCGACCCAACCCCCCGCUACCAAAAAGAAUACCGCGUGGAGCAAGAAGAAAUCUUCAUCCACGACCGCCUCUCAACAACCGGCGAAGUAGCCGGCCGCGACCGCCACGGGAAAUGGAUCGGCCAUUUCGAAAUGAGCGACGUGCGUAACGAGUAUCCCGCGGAGGACUCAGCCGGUAACCGCAUCUUAUUACCGCCCCGCUACAUGACGCGGAACAAGUUUAAGACCCGGCUUGAAGAUAUGGGUAGUGUUAGGAUGACGAGGGCGCAGAGACAUGUUGAUAGAGGGAUUGUGGAGGAGAUUUCUGGGGAUGAGGAUGAGGGCUGUGUGAACUCGAAUGCCAACUUCUCAAGGUCAGGUAACGUCAACCCGGGUUCGUUGGGGAAUCCUUGGGCUUCCAACCUUGAUAGUGACGGAGAAGGCGAAGGUGUUGGUCAUCCUGGUGAUAGCGAUGAUGACGAUAGUGACGAUGACGGCGACCUGUUCGCGCAGUCGUAUAGAGAGUGCUCGGAGAGUCCUGCGACGAGACGAGCGCGGUUGUUGUUGGAGGAUAUGCGGGAGAGGUUUGGUGUGCUUGAGAGCUGGACUGUCGAGAACGUUAGGGAUUUGCAACGGCAUGGUGAUGAUGGUUCCGUGGUUGUUGGAGAUGAAGAGAUUGUGGAUUGGUAUAAGAGCGACGCGGAGGGGUCGUAG
Messenger RNA from Alternaria conjuncta, 1995 nucleotides. RefSeq lists its product as uncharacterized. The transcript has a single exon. The record is from RefSeq and is a predicted model, not a curated record. NCBI's taxonomy places the organism in Eukaryota, Fungi, Ascomycota, Dothideomycetes, Pleosporales, Pleosporaceae. Bases 1 to 1995 code for a protein of 664 amino acids.